UCUCUCCCUCUAUCAAAAUCUGCUUCUUUUUUUUUGAUAAGUCAUCACGGGGGGAGGGGAGGGUCUCCCACCUGGAUUUCAUUCACUGUGGCUCUUAAAGCCUGAUAUGUAAACACAAUUUUGUUUGCUACAAGAUUAGAUUACACAUCUGCUUCUUGCAAAAUUUAAAGCUGGCAUGAGUUCUGCAUACAACAAUUGUGUGGUGGUGUUUUGAUGCCUCUUUGUUUUCUUCUUCGCGAAUUGAAUUCGUGUUUCGAUGUACCUGGAUUCGCGAAUUGAAUUCGUGUUUCGAUGUACCUGGAUUCGCGCUGGUCGCUAAACUGUAUGCAAUGAUCUUUUGAAAAUGAAUGAAAUGAAAGGAAAAAAAAAGGCAUAGUAGUGGAGCAAGAAUAUAUUCUAAGAGUUUCCACACAUGCAUGUUCAUCUGUAGGAAUAAGUCCAUUGUUCUUUAUUUCACAGUCUAGCUAGUUCCUGUUUCUCUUUUUCCUUGGCACGAGAAUAUAUAUAUAUAUUCUUUUGUGGGGGCACUUUUUCUUAAUUCUAAUAUUAUGACAAAAAGAAAAUAAAUAUAAAUUGGAGGCUUAAUUGAUGCGUGUCGAGUUAUUACUUACUAGUAUUUAGUAAGCAGUUUAGAAACGACGACACAUUUGCUGAAGGUAAUUACUACGUGAUAAAGUUACUACGUGAUAAAGUUGGCACGGGAACGCAUUUGCUGAAGGUAAACACAUUUGCUUAAGGUAAUUACUACGUGAUAAAGUUGGCACGGGAACGCAUUUGCUGAAGGUAAACACAUUUGCUGAAGGUAAUUACUACGUGAUAAAGUUACUACGUGAUAAACGAUGGCACGGGAACGCAUUUGCUGAAGAUCUCCAUGCUAAUCGUCGUGGUUGACCUUGAUUGCCGCAAGUGCUACCACAAGAUCCGCAAGAUACUCUGCCAGCUCCAAGACCAUGAGAGGAUCCGGACCAUCUCCUUCGACACCAAGAGCAAGACGAUCACCAUCGUUGGGCCCUUCGACCCGCAGCGGCUCGCCUGCAAGCUCCGCUGCAAGGGCGGCAAGGUUGUCAGGGACGUCCACAUCGUCGACACCACCAACACCGGCGGCGGCGAUGGCAAGCCUCCUCCGGAGAACGGGGCACCACCGGCGCCGGCGCCAGUGAAGAGCGGCAAGAACAAGAAAAAGAAGGCUCCGCCGCCGCCGCCGCCACCGCCGGUCGAGCGGCCUCCGUCGCCUCCCCCGCCGGAGCCAGCAGCCCCAGGACCACCGCCGCCCGAGCAUAUGCCGCCUCCGCCGUCCCCAGUCCACCACCCGCGUUCACCUGACCCGGGGAUGUCCGCGAUGGUGCCCCAGCCGCAGUACGUCGAGGAGAAGCCGCCGAGAGCGGAGCUGGAGCCGCCGAUGUCGCCUCCACCGCAGCAGAUGAAGCCGCCGCCGCCGAUGGACCUGCCGAUGCCCGUGCCGCAGCACCACCACCACCCACCGCCGCCGCCGUGUAUGAAGGAGAGGCCGCCGCCGCCGCCGCUGAUGAUGCCGGCGUGCCCGGCGCGGCCACUGGAGCAGCAGCCGGUGCCGGAGUACGUGAUCCCGACGGUGGAGAUCCCGUCGUGGCCCGCGCCGCCGGUGGGGCCGUGCGGGUGCCCCUGCUGCGCCCCGUGCUACCAGGGCUACUACGACAGCUGCAGGUGCUCCUGCUGCGGCAGGCUGUACGGCACAACCGUCCGGCCAUUGCCGCCGCCGUGUGGCGCGUACAGGGGAUGCCGGACGUUCAGCGACGACGACCCGUCGGCGGCGUGCACCGUCAUGUGAUGUCAUCGGAUCGUAGCAUGCAUGCUGUCGAGUGAUCAGACGAGCUUGGUGGAUUUCGUAGUAUCAACUAUCAUCAGCUGGGAGCUUUUUCGAAAUUUAGCAUAUGCAUUACAUUGGAUUUGAGUGACUUUUAUAAUACAGGUUGGGAAUUUGGGAUGGCACGAAUACACGAUGAGCUGAUUAUGCAUGUCUUGUAGAAAAAAUAAAAGUUGAUUAGGCGUUCAUUCUUCAUUCUCUCGGUCGAUGAUUGUAAAGAAACAGAACAGAGCACAAUGUAUGUUCAUACUGUCCACAUCUCAUUGGCUAGCAAUAGCCAAUUGUUUUUUUUAAUUCACAGUAUUUUGUGGAGUUUUCA
This is a messenger RNA of Sorghum bicolor (sorghum), 2162 nucleotides long. Its product is annotated as protein PYRICULARIA ORYZAE RESISTANCE 21. Gene Ontology annotation, molecular function: metal ion binding. Gene Ontology annotation, biological process: regulation of defense response to fungus. The coding region runs from base 872 to 1807 and encodes 311 amino acids. NCBI's taxonomy places the organism in Eukaryota, Viridiplantae, Streptophyta, Magnoliopsida, Poales, Poaceae. The record is from RefSeq and is a predicted model, not a curated record. The transcript is spliced from 3 exons.